AAUUAAGUGGUAUUCUUGAAUAUAUGGAGACAAUACAAAAGCUAUGAAGAUGAGUUUGGGAGAGGGUUGCCGACUUUCGGCGGCUGUUGUUUGGCAGAGUCGUUUUGAAUUCCUCAAACUUACUUAAGCUUAUAAAUUUGAUGAGCUUCGUUGCCAUCGACCUAAUUGAAAUAGUGCCAAAAUGCUAACGCCAUCUUUUAAUUUUUAUCACAAAGACAAAGCCAUAUAUAUAUAUAUAUAUAUAUAUUUGAAUUAUUUGUUUAGUGAGUUAACACCCAAACAACACAUAGAUAAACUGCUGACUACCUAAUACCAUAUUUAAGUUUGUUAAUGUGUUAGGCAUUGUACACUACUCCAUUAAUUGGAAGUUGUAUUUGUUUAUAAUAUUUUUUUCUUUUCUUUUGUCAAAAGUAAACUUUAGAAGAAGCAUCAAAGUUUGGUUCAUAUUCACAGCUCAUACAUACCCUUCUUUCUUGAUUUCAAUUCAAUUUUCCUUCCAAGAAAAAGUCUUUCAUCUCUAUCUACCUGCAAAUAUACAUCAAUUCUUCAAUUUUUGUUACGCUCAUCUUCGCACGCGCAUAAAUCCUUAACUGCAAAUUUGACGUCAAUUUUUUCCUAGUUUUCGGCGUUGGUGGAUGGCUGUGUUGCAGGAGGCUUUUCCGGCUCGAAAACGGCGGCCGUCGUUGGGAGCAUUUGUGUCGCCGAAUUUCUCCGAUCAAAAGCUCCUUCGAUCGCUGUUUAUUGUCUCUCAGGAGAUUUCAUCUCUGCAGCCUCUGAGAAUUCUUCUCAAGAAAGCCUCAGCAUCAAUCAUCAGAAAAUCGAGGCUGAUUUCAAUCCUUUUCGAGGAACUCGUUUGGAAUCCGGUAAAUGUUUUCCCGCCUUCUGCUGCUUUGUGCUUUGAGGAAUUGUACAUAGUUUUGCAAAGAAUUAAGGUGUUGCUUGAAGACUGUUCCAGCUGCAGCAAAAUGUGGCUGUUAUCGCAAAUUCCUUCAAUUUCUACUUCUUUUGAUCAAUUGAUGGUUGAAUUAUCCACCAUUCUCGACAUUCUGCCCCUAAAAGAGCUGAAUUUGAUCGAAGAUGUUGAAGAAUUGGCAAACUUGAUCAAGAAGCAGUGUUCAGAAAAAGCUACGGACUGUGUGGAUAGGGACGAUGAAAAUCUGAGAACCGAGGUUCUGAAAAUGCUGGACAAUAUUAAAAGAGAAAUUGUCCCCGAUCAUUCGAAGCUUUCCGAGAUUUUUGAGAGAUUAAAUUUAAGUGAUUCCACGAGCUGCAGCAAUGAAAUUGAGAAUCUCGAAGAUGAAGUUCAGAAUCAAAACGACGACAAAUCAAAGGCGGACGUAAUUGCGCUUAUAGGACUUGUGCGCUAUGCCAAGUGCGUGUUGUACGGCGCCUCCACGCCUAGAAUCACAACCAGGCGGCAGAAAUCGGCGGGAGAAGUAAAUAUCCCAGCGGAUUUCCGGUGUCCGAUCUCUCUCGACUUGAUGAGAGAUCCUGUGGUGGUGUCCACCGGACAGACUUAUGAUCGGUCGUCGAUAACCAUGUGGAUCGAAUCAGGACAUGCCACGUGUCCAAAGACAGGUCAGCCCCUGGCCCACACGCAACUUAUUCCCAAUUUAGCGUUGAAGAAUUUGAUAGCUAUGUGGUGCCGCGAUCAGAAGAUACCGUUCGAGUCAACAGAAGUUAACGUCAAACCUAACGGCGUUGUUUUGAAUAAAACCGCAUUGGAAGCAAUCAAGAUGACUGUUUCCUUUCUGGUGAAUAAGUUAACGGCGUCACAAACGACAGAGGUAGUUGAUCGCUUAGUUCACGAGCUUCGUAUCCUGGCUAAGACUGAUUCGGAUAGUCGAACUUGCAUUGCGGAGGCCGGGGCUUUGCCUUUGUUGGUCAAGUUUCUGGGAUCGGAACAUCCGAGUCUCCAAAUUAAUGCCGUUACAACCAUUCUUAACCUGUCUAUACUAGAAGCUAAUAAAACAAGGAUUAUGGAGACUGACGGGGUACUAAACGGCGUUAUUGAGGUGUUGAGGUCGGGUGCCACCUGGGAGGCCAAGGGGAAUGCGGCAGCCACCAUUUUUAGCUUGACCGGCGUACAUGCAUACCGGAAGAGGCUGGGGAAGAAGACACGUGUUGUGAAGGCAUUGCUCGAUUUGGCAAGGGUAGGACCCACAAAUUCUAAGAGGGACGCUAUGAUGGCAAUCUUGAAUUUGGCAGGAGAUAGAGAGGCAGUUGGCAAAUUGAUUGAGGGUGGGGUGGUGGAUAUGAUUGGCGACGUGAUAGAUACGCUGGUAGAGGAGGCGGUGGCCAUUCUUGAGGUAGUGGUGAAACGAGGUGGAUUAGUAGCAAUUUCAGCUGCUUAUCACGGGAAUUUGAUAAAGAAAUUGACAACAGUGUUGAGAGAUGGUUCGGAUAGAGCUAAAGAAAGUGCAGCUGCAACACUAGUGAAUAUUUGUCGGAAAGGGGGAUCGGAGAUGGUGGCAGAGCUUGCAGCAAUAACAGGGAUUGAGAGAGUGGUUUGGGAAAUAAUGGGAACGGGAACGGGACGCGCAAGAAGAAAAGCAGCUACAUUGUUGAGGAUUCUAAGGAGAUGGGCAGCUGGACUAAUUGGAGAGCAUUUCAACACUCAGUCCUCUUCAACUGUGAAUAUGACUUCAACUAGGAUAGUAUUGCCUGCAUAAAGUUGCUGCGUUUUUUUUUUUUUUUUUUGGCUUAUUUUGCAUUAUUGUUUCUUCAAGAUUCAUUUGUUCGAUACACAUUCAUUUACUCAAGUAUAGAUUCUCUAAAUUUGUUAAUG
Sesamum indicum (sesame) is the source of this 2788-nucleotide messenger RNA. It is a transcript of the gene SAUR21, whose product is annotated as ARM repeat superfamily protein. Gene Ontology annotation, biological process: protein ubiquitination. The record is from RefSeq and is a predicted model, not a curated record. Gene Ontology annotation, molecular function: ubiquitin-protein transferase activity; protein binding. Lineage: Eukaryota; Viridiplantae; Streptophyta; Magnoliopsida; Lamiales; Pedaliaceae.